Molecule: messenger RNA, 255 nt
Organism: Lottia gigantea (owl limpet)
Lineage: Eukaryota; Metazoa; Mollusca; Gastropoda; Lottiidae
Exons: 1
Biological process (GO): manganese ion transport; calcium ion transmembrane transport; regulation of cytosolic calcium ion concentration
Cellular component (GO): membrane; cation channel complex
Molecular function (GO): store-operated calcium channel activity; inositol 1,4,5 trisphosphate binding; protein binding
Source: RefSeq, a predicted model, not a curated record
CUUACGGACGAAGAAAGAGUAUUCCUGAAUGCAGCGUAUUUAGGAGAUGUUGGGGUGGUACGAAUGUCCCUAGAGGACCGGGUGGAAUCCAAUCUAAAUAUCAAUUGUGUUGAUUACAUGGGCCGUAAUGCUCUACAUUUAGCCAUUGAUAGUGAAAAAAUGGAUGUCAUCGAAAUUCUUUUGGAUAAUCUCAGUUUUAAUUGUAUUGAUGAGGCCUUACUACACGCAAUCAGUAAAGGUGCUGUGAAAAUUGUG